This is a messenger RNA of Xiphophorus hellerii (green swordtail), 3071 nucleotides long. RefSeq names its product solute carrier family 45 member 1 (gene slc45a1). Gene Ontology annotation, cellular component: membrane. Gene Ontology annotation, molecular function: sucrose:proton symporter activity. Gene Ontology annotation, biological process: transmembrane transport. The record is from RefSeq and is a predicted model, not a curated record. NCBI's taxonomy places the organism in Eukaryota, Metazoa, Chordata, Actinopteri, Cyprinodontiformes, Poeciliidae.
CUCCAGCUUGAGAGAGAUGUCAUCUCCAGGCAUGGGGACCCCCACAGACCCUCUCUUGGCCAGUCCGGGAGGGAGGUCAUCCUCAGCUCAGGAAGGCCUCUGGAGGACCACGCUGCCCAAGACGGCCAGCUUCCCGACAUCCACCACACGGCACCUCAGUCACAGAGCCAACAACUUCCAAAGACAGCCGAAGCGUAGGAAGCUGAUACGACCCUCACCGCCUCCCCCGCCCAACACGCCUUGUCCCCUGGACCAGCUGGACCUCAGCGAGCUUCCCCCCAGACGCACCUUCCAGGAGCUGCUCUUCAAUGGCUGCAUCCUGUUCGGGAUUGAGUUCAGCUACGCCAUGGAAACGGCCUACGUGACCCCUGUUCUCCUACAAAUGGGCCUCCCGGAUCAGUUCUACAGCCUGGUGUGGUUCAUUAGUCCCAUUCUUGGAUUCCUUGUUCAGCCUCUUAUAGGAGCAUGGAGUGAUCGUUGCACGUCCCGGUUUGGAAGAAGGAGACCUUUUAUUUUUGCUCUGGCUGUAGGGGCUUUAGUGGGUCUGACCCUGGUUCUGAACGGACGAGACAUCGGGGGAGUCCUGGCCGACACGGCAUCAAAUCACAAGUGGGGAAUCAUCCUGACGGUGUGCGGCGUGGUCCUGAUGGAUUUCAGCGCCGACUCGGCCGACAACCCGAGCCACGCCUACAUGAUGGACGUGUGCAGCCCGGAGGAUCAGGACAGGGGGCUCAACAUUCAUGCAUUACUAGCAGGACUGGGAGGAGGAUUUGGCUACAUCGUAGGCGGCAUCAACUGGGACCAGACGCAGUUUGGGAGGUCCAUGGGGGGUCAGCUCAGGGUCAUAUACCUGUUCACCAGCAUCACUUUGGUGUUCGCCACCGCCAUGACUCUGAUGAGCAUUCCUGAGAGGCCGUUACCAAAGAGCCAACCAAACAGAAACUCCAGUAAGAACCAUCUGAAAAGCCCCAGCCUCCCUCUGCCUCCGUCUCCUCCCGUCCCCCCCGGAGCCGGUCCGGGGCUGGACGAGGAGGACGAGGAUGGACUUUACAGCUACAGCUUUCCCAAGUCUCAUCAAGGUAAUUCUGACCCCUUGGCUCACUCUUGCAGCGCCAGUGCACGCCUGUGUGCCGGCCUCACCAGCCCCAUAUCGCCCCUGAGUCCCCUCACUCCAAAAUAUGGCAGCUUUAUAAGCAGGGACAGCUCACUCACUGGCAUCAAUGAGUUUGCAUCUUCGUUAGGAACCUCCUACAUAGACAGCGUGCUUAUAGACUGCUACACAGGCCAGCAGACGCCUCCAAACCUGGCUUCAGGCUCCACUGCCAUGCCCCUGCCUACAGGAGAAUCCCCUCCCUCUGAGAAGGCGGGUAACCCCCCUGCAGGGCAGACUGAGGCUGAUGGGGGGUCCCAUCCAGCUGAAGAGGCUCAGGAGGCAGAGGGGCCUCAGACCAAGGGAGAUGCACAAACUCAAGGCGCUCCUGCGGACACAGCCGGGUCUCAGUCAGGGGGCGGGCUGCACCGGGGAUCCUCUGCUGGGAUCCUGAAGAGGCCUCAGAGUCUGGCGCUGAUGGAGGAGCCCACGGCGACGCAGAUUGUUGGGCUGGAGAACGGGCGGAGGAGAACAGUGACUUUCAGCCAACAGGUGGCAAAUAUUUUGCUAAACGGAGUGCGAUACGAGAGUGAUCUAAGUGAAAAUGUGGAGACAGGAGAAUCCCAGAUGUCCAUGAAGCUGCUGUGUAUAGCCAUCUACAGAAUGCCUCCCUCUCUGAGGAGCUUAUGCACUAAUCAUUUUUUAGGCUGGUUGUCAUUUGAAGGUAUGCUGCUCUUCUACACCGACUUCAUGGGCGAGGUUGUGUUUGAGGGAGACCCCAAAGCGCCGCACGACUCUGAAGCUUAUCAGCGUUACAAUGCUGGCGUCAGCAUGGGCUGCUGGGGCAUGUGCAUCUAUGCAUUCAGCGCUGCUUUCUACUCAGCCAUAUUGGAGAAACUAGAGGAACGUUUCUCCCUACGCACUCUUUAUUUUUUUGCCUACUUGGCAUUUGGUUUGGGCACAGGCCUUGCAACGCUAUCCACCAACCUCUAUGUGGUGCUUUCGCUCUGUGUCACCUAUGGCGUGCUCUUCUCCUCUCUGUGUACGCUGCCUUACUCUCUGCUGUGUGAAUACUACCAGAGCCCUCAGUUUUGCGGCUCGUCCGAAGAGGGGACCAGACGCGGGAUGGGGGUGGACAUCUCUCUGCUCAGCUGUCAGUAUUUCCUGGCACAGAUCCUCGUCUCUGUGGCGAUGGGACCUCUGACCUCACUGGUGGGCGGGGCUCAGGGGGUGAUGUACUUUGCAAGCCUGAUGUCAUUCGUGGGUUGCCUGUACUCCUCCCUCUGCGUGGUGUACCAGCUGCCCCCCCCUGAGGGAAGAGGAGAAGUUGAAACUGGGGUGUGAAACCAAGCAAAACAGAGGAACGGCAAACAGAGAGAAGACUCAUGUGGACUGUGGGACGGACGGCGUUAAAAAAAAAACUAAGCAACCAUGGGGAUUUGCAGAGCCAGCAGCGAGUCCUUCCUUGUCAUCGUUAGGGUGCAUGCUUAAAAUAGUAGGCUUCUGCUCCACCGGGCUCAGCCCAUCAUUUCUGUAUAAAAACAAUCCCUCGGUUGUCUGCAGAGGUCUUCAUUGGAAGUUCUUCAUCCCCUUUAGAUCCAGAAUAACUCAUCUCCAUCAGCAAACACAUUUAAGUUGUUGUUGCAUCUGCUGUGCCAUGCCAACUUUCCAUAAGGCAGAAACUAUGGUAAUGUAGAGCCUUUUAUUUUGACGGCUCCACUGAGAACCUCAACCUUCAGGCGCCUCUGCAGAAUGUCAGUAACUGCCUACUAUUGAAGCCUCCUGGACUGAGCUGAUCCCCGCCACGCUGACGUUUCUUAGGAAACAGUAACUGUCUGGAUCUCGCUGUUGCAGCUUGCUUGAGGAAGAAAUACAACACACUUUGUGUUAUAUGGUACCUCCUUACUGCUCAAUGUCAGCAUCAAUGUAAAAGCUACUUUUAUUCAGGGCUCAGUUCAAACUAAAAUUAUCAUUUUUGCCA